CCGAGCGUCCCUAUGUCGUGCAGUUUGAUAGCAGAGAUGGAGAUGAGAGGCAGCGAGGAUGUAGAAAUGGGGCAAGACAUUACCCCACCAUUCCCUCCUCUCUCUUUCUCCCUCCACGAUUCCUUCCUCCUCUCUCACUGCUCCGCCUGCUUCUCCCCUCUCCCUCUUCGCCCCACCUUUCCCCAUAUUCCCCUUCCUCUCCCUCCCUACCUCCUCUCCUACUGCUCCCCUCGCUGCUCCUCUUCCGAUUCCCCCCUCCAUUUUUCUAGCGCCGAGUUCCACCUCCUCCGAUCCCAUCCAUCAUCAUUCGGCGAAUCCUCUGACCUCCGCGCCGCCCUCCGCUUCCUUCAUUCCCUCCCCGCCUCGUGUCGCUCCGUCCCAAACGGACGGCUCGCCGGCUUGCUCACCAACCGCGACAAACUGCUCGCGAGGACUGGCUAUGACGAAGAGUUUGUCGAGAGAAUUCGCGAUGGCGCUAGGGUCAUGGCCGCGGCGAGGAAGAUGAGAGAGGGCUAUGGGUCCUCGGAGCCAAACGACUUCGUUUUGGAGGAGGCGGCGCUGUGCCUGGUGCUAACGAACGCCGUGGAGGUGCAGGAUGACUCGGGGCGAACCCUCGGUAUUGCUGUUUACGACCCCAGCUUCUCUUGGAUCAAUCACAGCUGCUCCCCCAACGCUUCUUACCGGUUUUUUCUGUCCUCUCCACCCCCUUGUUGCGCUCAAGCGAGGCUUAGGAUUGUCCCAUGCGCCCGCCAUGGCCUAGAAACUCAAAUAGAGAGUGGUGUUUGUAGCAUUAGUGAAUUAUCAUAUGGUGAGAUGAGGGAGAAUAAUGGUCCAAAAGUUGUUGUUAGGAGUAUUAAGAGGAUAAAGAAAGGGGAGGAAGUGACUGUUGCUUACACUGACUUGUUGCAUCCUAAGGAAAUGAGGCAAUUGGAGUUAUGGUCAAAGUAUUGGUUUAUCUGCUGUUGUAGGCGAUGUAGUUCUUCGCAUCUGACCUAUGUGGAUCACAUUCUGCAAGAAGUUUCUCCUGCUAGUCUUCAAUCUUCCAGUUUACUUUCUGGUCAAGACAUCUAUAUUAACGGUACAAUUGAAAGCUUGACUGAUCAUAUUAAUGAUGCUAUAACUGAAUAUCUGGAAAGUGGUGAUUCAGAAUCAUGUUGCAAGAAGCUUGAGGACAUGCUCACUCAAGGUCUCCUUUAUGAGCAGCUAGGAGGUAGGGAAGAAAAAUCUCAGCCAGUCUUCAAGUUGCAUCCCCUGCACUACCUCUCUCUAAAUGCCUAUACAACACUGGUUUCGGCAUAUAAAGUCCGUGCAAGUGACUUGUUGACUCUAUAUUCUGGAAUGGAAGAGCAUCACUUGGAAGCUCUGGACUUGAGCAGGAUCAGUGCAGCAUAUUCAUUAUUGCUUGCAGGAGCAACUCACCAUCUGUUUCAGUCCGAACCUUCUCUAAUUGCAUCUGUUGCAAAUUUCUGGAUAGGUGCUGGAGAAUCCCUAUUAACUCUUGCAAGAAGCUCAGUAUGGAGUAUAAUUGUCAAAUGCGGCCUGCCUGCAACAAACCUUUCUUAUACUCUCUCCAAACAUAUCUGCUCCAAGUGCUCAUUGAUGCAAAAGUUUAUAGCCAUUCUACAUCACAGGGAAGUUCAAAGUACAGAUUUGGAGAACAUAUCUAGUGAGUUCUUUGAUUGUGUCACUAAUAUCACACAAACGGUUUGGGGAUUUCUAAUUCACGGUUGCCAGUAUUUGAGAGCAGUCAAAGAUCCCAUUGAGUUCAGCUGGCUUGGAACUAGGAAAGAUUCUAGUACAAGGGAUAUCCAGCCUCAUCUUGGGAGCAGUGCUGUUGUUUCUUAUCAUGGGGAUGAAGGAAGUUUUUCUGUGUGUGAAGCACAUACAUGCAUCUUCCAGGUUGGUGUUCAUUGCCUACUAUAUGGAGGAUAUUUAGCUUGCAUAUGCUACGGUCAACACUCCAAUUUGAUUACUCACAUUCGGAAUAUUUUAGACCCUGAAGAGUGUUUGAUAAAUCGUUUUCAUGAAACAGACAAAUAAUGAAACUUACCAGAUUUUCAUGUGUUGUCCAAGCA
This is a messenger RNA of Juglans regia (Persian walnut), 2075 nucleotides long. RefSeq names its product protein SET DOMAIN GROUP 41-like. The transcript has 5 exons. The record is from RefSeq and is a predicted model, not a curated record. Bases 13 to 2040 code for a protein of 675 amino acids. Gene Ontology annotation, molecular function: protein binding. Lineage: Eukaryota; Viridiplantae; Streptophyta; Magnoliopsida; Fagales; Juglandaceae.